Molecule: messenger RNA, 2057 nt
Organism: Symbiodinium necroappetens
Lineage: Eukaryota; Dinophyceae; Suessiales; Symbiodiniaceae
Source: the annotation of a GenBank genome assembly
GACAGUCUGCAUUGCGACUCCCCUGGGAAAAGGGCAUUUAUGCUGAAAUCUUCAGUGGGAGUGAGCUUCCGAAGAUGCCUUCUUUACCUGUUCCUGCAGUUUUACCUGCCGGCGAUGUCACUAGGCCAGGGGAUAGUCGCGAGAAGGUGUUGAAGCAUUCAUCCGACCCUUUGCAGAAAUUCGACAGGGCCGUCUUUAAGCAGUGCAUCAAGAAGUCAUCUGUUGCGGCUGGUGGACGGUCUAACACUGACAGGGAAGCUGUUUAUCGACGGAAAGAGCACGAGUACAUUGCUCAAGAGGGUUCGUUUCGUGGCCAGAAUGCUUACUUGGGUACGGUGCUGGAGUUUUCCUAUUUCAGAUUUACAGCCGGGCGAGAGUUUCUGAUAUCAGGGCUUCGGGAUCACUCCUGGGGCUUGCAGUUCCUUGAUGUUGCGAAGCAAGUGGGACUAGACCUACGAGGAGGGCUGCUGUUGCGUGCAUUGGGUGAUUCCUUCAAGGCCCGUCCGUUAAGAGAGCUACAGGAAUGCAUUGGGCUCAUCAAGCGGCAAGUUUUCCAUCCAGACUCUACCCGUAGCGGCAUGUUCAGGUCUGUGGAGCAGUCUGAGCAAGUUGCCAGUGGUAGUGAUGCUCUCGAGGAUGCGGCUAAGCAGUUCAUCGCAGCGGUCCCGGCUGAGACACCUAUGGAGCUCGGCACACUUGGUGAGGACGAGAGAAAGCAAUCAGACUUAGAUGCCUUCGAGGGUUGCGAUGACGGUGGUGAGCUCCAGGCGGCUUCAAGUGAGUCGGGUUCAAGCACCACGAGUUCUUCGGGGUCCUCUGAUGAAGCUGUUGAUGCGUAUGAGAGUUUUUCGGAAGGGAGGGUUCUGGAUAAAGUCAUCCCACCUCUGGGUGUUGAAGUGGACUUGGAUGUUUUCCAGAACCCAAAGACCAGAUCGUUGCAUACGCGGGCUAAAGGUUCGCAGGGGCCCUUGAUGUGUGGUCGUAAGACCGAGGGCAUGAAUCUUUUUUCCGGAAAGGUCUUCAGCAAGCAUUGGAUUUGCAAGCAGUGUGAGCAGGCACGACCUUUGAGGGACCGGAAGCAUCAGCGUGAUGUCCUGCAGAUUUUGUUCAGCAUCACCGGCGAAUCCUGGGACCAGGGUCAUUGCGUGGAUCCUCGGGGCGAGGGCUAUGGGCCUGCAUCGUCCUUAGCAGACAUGGCGGUGCCUCUGACUGAGUCCAAAGCUGUUUUCACAGAACAUUGUGAGUUGGCGGGGCUACCUGGUGCCACCAGGGAUGUGCUUGUCUGCAAGAAUUUGAAUACCUUGGCUAGCCUGGCAUUUGCAGCGGGACAGCCGGGCGAGACGCCCACCGAUGCUGCUCUAACCUCGCUGGCGCGUGCAGGGGAUGAAGAAGUUCCGAUUGCGACAUUGGCAUCGCUGAGGCGCCUCGUCUUCGAGGCUCAGUUGCUCAUGACUGCACAGGUCAAGCAGCUCAUCGAGCAGCGAUCCGACGAUCAGAAGGCCGAGUUAGCAUCGGCCGAGAGGACCGAGAGGAUUAAAACGACAAGCCGAGCUGAAUUGAGGCUUGACAAACCCAAAAAGGAAUUGGAUGUCGUGAACUCGAAGAUCACCUUGAAGGAUCAGGUUGUCGAUCUUCAGUGCCAGCUGAGUACUCCGCUGUGCCUCCAUCAUUCUCUUCAUCGGCGAGCCCUAGCGAUGGACCUCGUAGGGAUUUGCAGUUAUCAUGUGAUCAUGGAGUUCCAUGAGUAUUUGAUGUCGCACCUCACAGUGGAACCACCGCCGGGUUACAAUCACGUCACCAUACAUCAGGUUUUGUCUGCAGAUCGUGCAGCAUGGCUUCGCCUGGCGGAGAAGCUCCCCAAAGGCCUUCGAGCUGGAACCGAUGGCAAGCUUCCACUUGACCUCGAGUUGCCGUUGCUUCAGGGGGAUAAGUGGUCACGCACAAAGCGCGGGGUUCCGAUCUGUUGGGCUUUCAACACCGAGGACCUGCAGGUUUUCCUUGAUCGGGCGAAGGCCCGUGUGGCAGGAGUUUCGAUUGAGUCGCUUUUCGGCGUGGAG